Scomber scombrus (Atlantic mackerel) is the source of this 1962-nucleotide messenger RNA. RefSeq names its product receptor-type tyrosine-protein phosphatase H-like. The transcript is spliced from 11 exons. The record is from RefSeq and is a predicted model, not a curated record. NCBI's taxonomy places the organism in Eukaryota, Metazoa, Chordata, Actinopteri, Scombriformes, Scombridae. Bases 1 to 1962 code for a protein of 653 amino acids. Gene Ontology annotation, molecular function: protein binding.
AUGAAUUGUUGUGGCAGUUACAAGCUGCUCAAUGCCACCCCUCCAAACACAAACAGUUUCACAUCAACAGGACAAAAUGAGACCAGCAUCACUCUGCAGUGGAAUAAAGUGAACAACUCUGGCAGCUUUAUUCUCCAGUUUGAUGGUACAGAGAUAAACAUCACUGCACCAGAUGGAGAUGGAGCAGUAACUCACACAGUCUCAUCUCUCACUGCUGGAACUAAAUACACAUUCACUCUCUUCUCUGUGUUUGAGAACAUCAGAAGCAGUGGAGUAAACAUUACUGCAGUCACUGCUCCUCAAAAUGCAGAAAGCCUCAAAUCAAUAGUACAAGAUGAGACCAGCAUCACUCUACAGUGGAAUAAAGUGAACAACACUGGCAGCUUUAUUCUCCUAUUUGAUAGUACAGAGAUAAACAUCACUGCACCAGAUGGAGAUGGAGCAGUAACUCACACAGUCUCAUCUCUCACUGCUGGAACUAAAUACACAUUCACUCUCUUCUCUGUGUUUGAGAACAUCAGAAGCAGUGGAGUAAACAUUACUGCAGUCACUGCUCCUCAGAAUGCACAAGCCUUCAAAUCAACAGGACAAAAUGAGACCAGCAUCACUCUGCAGUGGAAUAAAGUGAACAACACUUCCAGCUUUAUUCUCCAGUUUAAUGGUACAGAGAUACACAUCACUGCACCAGAUGGAGAUGGAGCAGUAACUCACACAGUCUCAUCUCUCACUGCUGGAACUAAAUACACAUUCACUCUCUUCUCUGUGUUUGAGAACAUCAGAAGCAGUGGAGUAAACAUCAUUGCAGUCACUGCUCCUCAGAAUGCACAAGCCUUCAAGUCAACAGGUCAAGAUGAGACCAGCAUCACUCUGCAGUGGAAUAAAGUGAACGACACUGGCAGCUUUAUUCUCCAGUUUAAUGGUGCAGAGAUAAACAUCACUGCACCAGAUGGAGAUGGAGCAGUAACUCACACAGUCUCAUCUCUCACUGCUGGAACUAAAUACACAUUCACUCUCUUCUCUGUGUUUGAGAACAUCAGAAGCAGUGGAGUAAACAUUACUGCAGUCACUGCUCCUCAGAAUGCACAAGCUUUCAAAUUAACAGGACAAGAUGAGACCAGCAUCACUCUGCAGUGGAAUAAAGUGAACAACAAUACCAGCUUUAUUCUCCAGUUUGAUGGUACAGAGAUAAACAUCACUGCACCAGAUGGAGAUGGAGCAGUAACUCACACAGUCUCAUUUCUCACUGCUGGAACAAAAUACACAUUCACUCUCUUCUCUGUGUUUGAGAACAUCAGAAGCAGUGGAGUAAACAUUACUGCAGUUACUGCUCCUCAGAAUGCAGAAAGCCUCAAAUCAACAGGACAAAAUGAGACCUGCAUCACUCUGCAGUGGAAUAAAGUGAACAACAAUACCAGCUUUAUUCUCCAGUUUGAUGGUACAGAGAUAAACAUCACUGCACCAGAUGGAGAUGGAGCAGUAACUCACACAGUGUCAUCUCUCACUGCUGGAACUAAGUACACAUUCACUCUCUUCUCUGUGUUUGAGAACAUCAGAAGCAGUGGAGUAAACAUUACUGCAGUCACUGCCCCUCCAAACACAAACAGUUUCACAUCAACAGGACAAAAUGAGACCAGCAUCACUCUGCAGUGGAAUAAAGUGAACGACAAUACCAGCUUUAUUCUCCAGUUUAAUGGUGCAAAGAUAAACAUCACUGCACCAGAUGGAGAUGGAGCAGUAACUCACACAGUCUCAUCUCUCACUGCUGGAACUAAAUACACAUUCACUCUCUUCUCUGUGUUUGAGAACAUCAGAAGCAGUGGAGUAAUCGUCACUGCAAGCACUGAGUAUGUUAUUGGACUGAACAUCAGAUUGCAGUCUUAUGGUCAGCUGUCAGACUCAGACUUACAAGGUCUGUUAGAGGAGGUCGAGUCUCCCAUUGAGCAACAAGUACGAAGCAGCUAA